AUGAAUCCCGAAGUAUUUCCUAUUGAUUUGGUAGCAAUAGAUGACCCAGAAAUCGAACAAGAAGUCGAAGAGAAAGUGAUGCAGUUUGUUCAGAUGAUGGAAAGUCAUGGGAAUCAAAAAGGACAGAUUGCCGUAAUGUUUCACGAGAAACGCACGAAGAAAGCAUGGUUUACUAAAUCAGAAGAGGAAAUAUGUUGGGAACAGUGGGCGCUGACUAUUCGUACAGUGAUGUGUCGAACGGAAAUGGAUCGAAUAAAAAUGCGUAAAGAAAUGAAUAAGCAAUUGACCUCAUGUCUUUUCAGCAUUAUACGGUUCAUCAAUGAAAAAAAAGAUCAUAUUCCAUCGAUAACGGAUUCUAAUCGUAAUCCUUUUCCGUAUCAGAUUGUAAUUGCAACUACUUAUGACUCAUGGGGUUCAAUGCUGAAACGAAUAUUAUAA
This is a messenger RNA of Ambispora leptoticha, 438 nucleotides long. The record is from the annotation of a GenBank genome assembly. Lineage: Eukaryota; Fungi; Glomeromycota; Glomeromycetes; Archaeosporales; Ambisporaceae.